CAGCACCAUGGAUCCAACAGAGUGAGGAAGUUUGUGACUACAGACUGUGGCUGCAUACUGGUUGUGAAAUGUCAUAAUAAAGGAAGCUGCAUUCAAGGACCUGUUGAGAAGUUGUCUUGGCUUCAUACUAAUUUUAUAACAAAGCAAAGAAUAUAUUUAAUACAGUGCUAUAACGAUCAGAGUCAAUUCUCUUUUCUCUGCAGGUAUAUAUGGGAAAUAUUUAAUAACCAUUUCAGGUUGUUAUUACAAAGAGAGGCUGGUUAUUUUGACAAUGAUCAUGUGGUUCAUCUGUCCACAUUAAUUUACUGAAAUUUAUUUUAUUGUAAGAGUUGGACUGAUCAAGAAUGAAAAUGAUGUCAUUUUUUCAGAGGAUUUGACAGUGGAUUUUUCAGAGGAUUUUGUAGUGUAUGAAUGCUGCUUAUUUAGUAUGCUGCAGUUGAAUUUCCAGAAAUUCAAAUUCUCAAACCCUGUGCAGUUUGCAGCAUUCAUACAGCAGCUUUGUACAAUCUUGAAAAGGUCUUGAAGAAAAAAGUUAUUGAAUUCGCUUAAGGUCUUUGAAAAGUACUGGAUUCCUUUAUUGGGUCUUCAAAAGUCCUUGAAAUUCAAUACCUUGUCUACUCCACACUGUUUUCUGUGAAAUUAGAUUAUCUCGCAGAAGAAAAUUUGGCUCGUCCUUGGUGUAAGAACCUGUAAAACUCACAGAUAAUCUAAUUGUUACAACUUUUUUGUGCAUAAACAAUAUUUUAUUUCUGUUUCCUUAUUUCAAAUGCUAUUUCUGUACCUCAGAUGCAAAUUCAAGUCAUACCCAGUCGUUGCAAAGUGUUGUCAUGGAAAGUGGUAUGGCUGAAGAAGUAAAAAUGGUAAAUGACUCCAUAGUUCAAAAAGGGGACAAAAAAUGCUGA
Molecule: messenger RNA, 902 nt
Organism: Porites lobata
Lineage: Eukaryota; Metazoa; Cnidaria; Anthozoa; Scleractinia; Poritidae
Source: the annotation of a GenBank genome assembly